Mobula hypostoma (lesser devil ray) is the source of this 3404-nucleotide messenger RNA. It is a transcript of the gene vcpkmt, whose product is annotated as valosin containing protein lysine (K) methyltransferase. The record is from RefSeq and is a predicted model, not a curated record. Gene Ontology annotation, biological process: peptidyl-lysine trimethylation. The coding region runs from base 199 to 858 and encodes 219 amino acids. Gene Ontology annotation, molecular function: protein-lysine N-methyltransferase activity. The transcript has 5 exons. Lineage: Eukaryota; Metazoa; Chordata; Chondrichthyes; Myliobatiformes; Myliobatidae. Gene Ontology annotation, cellular component: cytosol; cytoplasm.
CUGAACUGGCCAAUGGGCACUCCUGUUACGGGGCUAGUAAGGCUGAGUAUUUAUUCCCCUCCAUAGGCCAGGCCCGACCCGACCUGCCGAGUUCCUCCAGCACUUGUUGUGUGUCGUACCUGACAGCACUGCCCGGUAGAAGCCAGCCCCUUGACCCCUACCCACCCCCGGUUUGAGCGAGGUGCUCCCGCCGCCGUGAUGGCGGACGUCGAGCGCGACUACUUCCUGCGGGCGGUGGAGAGGCGCGAUGGGUCCCGGCUCCGGAUUAAACAGCACUGCGCCGGCGACGUGGGCUGCGUGGUGUGGGACGCGGCGCUAGUGCUGGCCAAGUACCUGGAGACGAGUUCCUUCUACCGAGGCAGCUCUCAUGUCUUCAGCGGGAAGAAUGUGGUGGAACUGGGCUCUGGGACUGGAGUAGUGGGCCUGAUGGCCUCCACCUUGGGGGCAAAUGUCAUACUCACGGAUCUUGAGGAGUUGCAGGAUUUACUCAAUAUAAACAUCAAGGAUAACAAGCACUUGGUCACUGGUUCUAUCCAAGCCAAGGUACUUAAAUGGGGCGAAACUGUGAAAGGCCUCCCAUCUGAACCAGAUUAUAUCCUUGUGGCUGAUUGUAUUUAUUAUGAGCAGUCUUUAGAGCCGUUGCUGAAGACUAUCAAGGAUAUUUCAGGAAACAAGACUGCUAUCAUUUUAUGUUAUGAAGAGAGGACAAUGGGUAACAACCCUAAAAUAGAGAGCCAAUUUUUUGAGCUCUUGCAGAUUGAUUUUGAAAUAGAAGAGGUUCCACUGGAGCAGCAAGAUGAGGAAUACAGAAGUGAAGAUAUUCAUGUUUUGCACAUCAAACGAAGAGGACACCAUUAGGGAAUGUUUGCACUAAAAUCAAAAUCACCACUUUGUUUUUAUUCUGUGAUGCAGCUGUAGCCAAAAUAAAAAGAUGGAAUCCUGGUGUAAUAAGGGAAAACUCGUCAGAUGUUGUUAUAUCAACUCCACAAGCAUAUGUUGAAAACAUGUGUUUUAUAGCCCAGGAGAGUGGUAUUCAACUCUGUGUACAUUUUGUAUGCUUUUCUGUUUUAUCAAAUGUCGUUGCUUUGUUUGUACUUUUCCCCUGAAGUACUAGUUCUUGGCAAGAAUUAGAGUAGAAUGAUUUUGUCAUUUUGUUUUGAGCAUUUACUUACUGUAUACAAUAGCUAUAUGUGAAAGCCAGUACAGGAGGGGAAGUUGCAGUUAAUAACAGUAUGUGAACUACUUGAGUUUUGUUACUCUCUAUUGAGUUCAAAUGUGAAUACUAUGGAAUGUUACAUUUGAUUUGCGGACAGAUCACUUGUCCCUCUGAUGACCAUUGCUUUCAUUUGAAGUUAUAUUCAAUGUUUUUUUAAAAAAUAAGUAGCAGGAGCAGCAAUUGAAUGGGAACUAGCUUUACUGUCCAUAUAAAUGUUAAAUGUCCAUAAUAUAUACAGUACAGUUAGAAAUUUGAGCAUGAUUAAUUUCUGUCAUUUGAAAUUAAUUUGCUGCACCUACUUUUACAAAUCUGGCCUCUGCGUAUUUUGUAAUGCACAUUUGCUCAAAGGAAUAAGUGCAAUAAUCAACAAAGAAAGAAAAUCAUAUUUCUGGUACAGAUUAUAUUCAAACAGAUCAGAUCCUACAAAAGGGAGUUAAUUUUCCAUAGGUUAUGCUUGAGUUAAACAUAAUUAUUUUCCUAAAAGGACUGUAGGGAUUGAAAGGAAUUUCAAAUAUGUACAUUAAGUAUAUUUGACAUAUAUCCUUGCAGGAUACUGGCAACUUGAUAUCAGAUAAGGAUUCAAAAUGUUGGUGGCCAAAUGUUGAGCUCAAGACCUUAUUUGUGUAGAGGGAUCUCUAAUUAAUUCUGACUCGGCAAUCCUCCAUAUUUUUCUAUCCUCACACAAUAUAGGAGGCACUUUGGCCCAGUGAAUUUUUGCUGCCUGUCAGAGCAUUCCCAUCUAUCCCAUCCCAGCAUUUCUUUACUCUAAUAUAUUCUUUCUUACCCGCCUGCCAAUUCCACACCCCCUCCCCCCCCCCCCAAUCCUCCUGCUAAUCAUGAACACUAGGGGCAAUCUCCAGUUUGGAAUUUACAUACCAGAAUGUCUGACAUUUGGAGGAAACACAUGCAGCCUCAGUGCAGACUGCAUGUGGUGAGUGCCAGAUGUCGGGACUGAAUCCAGGUUGCUGGAGCAGCUAGUUGGACUGUUCUACAGAUUUAAUACUGCCUUUUGCCUGGAUUUUUAAAUAGAUCCCCAUUGCAAUAGUGCAUUUUUGUUCCAUGACCUAACUCCAAAUAUUGCCAAUUCUUAAAGGAAUAUGGAGGGAUACAGUCGUAGUCAUUGGUCAGGUGAUCUUGUCAGCAAGUUGAAUCACUGUGGAUAGGUGAAGAUGGGUUGGCCAGAUGUAUUUAUUUAUUUGGAGGUACUAUGCAGUAACGGGCCUUUAUGGCCUAACGAGUCUGUGCCAACCAACUGACCUACUGACCUGUACUUUGGAAUGUUGGAGGAAAGCGGAACACCCAGAGGAAACCCACAAUAAAUGCCAAAAUUGAUUAUGGAUGGGAAUUUGGAUCAAAUUACAAUGGAGUCUGAAAGGUGGGUUACUUGUAUUUAAAGAUGAAAUUAAUUUAAAGAUACCAUUAACUUACAAUCAAUAUUUUUAACUGUGGGUGGUGAUAAAGCAAGUGUUCCCAAUCUUUUUUUAUGCCAUAGACCAAUACCGUUAAGAAAGGGUCCAUGAACCCCGGGUUGGGAACCCUGUACUAAAGCCAAAAAAAAAACAUGCUAAGAAUUAAAAUUCUUACCUGUUUGUUCCUAGCAGAAGAUCAUUGUUAAAGUGAGCACAUUAAAGUAAUCCAAGUUUCAAGGUCCUGACUGUAUUGUCUUGUUAACACUGUCGGGUAGUGGUCUUUGAAUUACUGCAACAAACAUGUGAAUAUGCAUCUCCACAUCUAUUAUAAAUUAUCAACCUGUUGUGAAAUGUGUGGGCUGCAAUUCAAUAUUGUAUGUAACAAUUCCUCAGUGGAUAAAACUGGCCACAACUGUAAUGCAACAAGGUUAGCUACCUAUUAGAUCAUGCUUCUCAAGUAAUAUUUGUGCUGUAUGGGUCUGUCUGUCUGUCUAGGUACCAUAUCCGAUGCGGACGUUGAUGACCAUGGUUUUCCAUAUAGAUCUAUCCCUCGUUCUUUGGAUGACUUCCAUUUCCUUGAUGUGUAGCCACCUGGCUAUGCUCUUGAUGUAUAUAAGCCGAGGUCUUCCCCUAGGUUUGCUCCCCUCGAUCUUUCCAGAGAGUGUGAGUUUUUCUAGUUCGUCUUUCCACACGAUGUGUCCUAGGAAUCUGAGUUGUCUUUCUCUUAUUGUUGGUAUGAGUGAUCAAACUGCUUGGGCUCUUCUGAGAACUUCUUCAUU